Molecule: messenger RNA, 1168 nt
Organism: Penaeus monodon (black tiger shrimp)
Lineage: Eukaryota; Metazoa; Arthropoda; Malacostraca; Decapoda; Penaeidae
Product: putative protein TPRXL
Exons: 4
Coding region: 1-1011 (336 amino acids)
Source: RefSeq, a predicted model, not a curated record
AUGUCUCCAGCAAGCAGUAGCAAGUCAGGCACGCGCAGGCAGUUCUGUGAUUCCUCUGCCAAUGAUUGUCCUCCUGCCUUUGCCUGUAGAACCAGCAACACAAAGUUUACUUCUGAUUCCUCUGGCACUUGUCUUGCAUCUUCUGUUCUGUCCUCCACCGCUAGGACGUGUGUACCCCCUGGGCAUGCAUCACCUUCCUCGAGGUUGCCUCAGGGGUUGCAGAGCACUGAAGUUUUGGAACCCCCGAGCUCUAAUUCCUCCUCUUCCUCUUGUAGCAUUGGAUUUCCUAGAUAUGGUGCAAGUCAAGCUUUCUCUGCCUCUCUUUCUAAGUAUUCCUCUAAGGGUGGGACACCUGGGUAUUUUUAUUCCAAGCUUACCAAAUCUGUAGAUAACAAAUCUCUCGUAGCUGAAUUUGAGGCCAUUGAAAAUUCAGACGACAGCAUCCUGUGCUCCUCUGUUAAUAUUCCCCAAGUAACUUAUUCCUCCCCGUCUCAACCGGGCUAUGCGGGGAACGUUCUCUUUUUCUCCUCUGCCUCUCACCCCACGGACAUUAUGACCAUGAGCCUUCCUGCCGUGCUAACCAGUCUUUCUCCACCGCUAAAUGAAUCUGCUAUCCAGGGAGGGAGCGUGUCUCCCAUCCCUCGGAGCUCCCAAUCCCCGGCAUCCUCCCACCCGUCCCCCAGCCCCCUUUCCCAACCCGAACCCAGCCGUCAGUCCAAGUCCCCUGACCCGUUCCAGCGUUCCUUCAGCCCCCUGCCCCCUCCUCCCCCAUCCCUAGGCCGUCGAACAAGGAGCCCUAGCCCCCACCUUGGCUUUGAUCAGGGGUCUGGUGAGGAGGAUGGCCAAGACCUCAUCUUUCUGGAGUCCCCACAGGAUGAGAUUUUCGACCCACUCUUCUCCAAAGACAUCCCCCAAAGGCCCCUGCAGAGCAUCCGACCCAGCCAGCCGCCCCCUCCUGUGCCCGGUGUUGCUAGAUCUACCUCAAGCCUUCCAGGAAAAACCUGCAAAUAGCGAGAGCUAAACUGUGAAUUGGAUGAACUUUUCAUGAUGGGUAAUUUUAUAAUACAUUUAGAAGUAAGAUGGUAAUCUAGAUAACUAAAAAGUGUAUAUAUCCAUAGUAUAACUUCAAGCUGGUAUUCUGCUUGCCAUGCACUAGCAUAUUGCAUAU